AGCUGCUAGGGUUGCAGUCAAAGCCACAAGUCUGAAGUUUCUCUUGAGCAAGAACAUGGUCCAGUGAUUCCUCCUGGCUUGAUUGCCUCAUGAUGAAUCAGAGAUUUCUUCACUGGAGGUUGAAGGUGAAGCCUGGAGUGCCUUAUAAAAAUCUCCCUGGCUUCAUGCACUUCACUACUGCUGGUUUCUUGCUGUAGCUCCACCAUCCUGUGUGUAGAAAGGCCGGGAAGAUGACUAAGCUGGAAGACUACAUGGAGGGCAUCAUCAACAUCUUCCACCAGUAUUCCAUCCGGACGGGGAACUUUGACACCCUCUCCAAGCGUGAGCUGAAGCAGCUGAUGACAAAGGAACUUCCAAAUGCCAUCGAGAACACCAAAGAUAAAGCUGCCAUUGAUGACAUAUUCCAAGACUUAGAUAAAGAUAAAGAUGGACAGGUCUCCUUCGAUGAAUUCAUAGUUCUAAUAGCCAGAGUGCUGAAGACUGCACAUAAGGAAAUCCACCAAGAGCAGGAAGCUCCCGGGCUCUCCCAGUGAUGGCUCGAAGCAGACCUGUCUUCUCUUCACUGACGGCCAGGCUUGCCUGAGGGGAAGACUUAAUAAAUGUAUUCUUGAAAAGUUC
This is a messenger RNA of Manis pentadactyla (Chinese pangolin), 618 nucleotides long. It is a transcript of the gene S100A12, whose product is annotated as S100 calcium binding protein A12. NCBI's taxonomy places the organism in Eukaryota, Metazoa, Chordata, Mammalia, Pholidota, Manidae. The record is from RefSeq and is a predicted model, not a curated record. Gene Ontology annotation, molecular function: RAGE receptor binding; calcium ion binding. Gene Ontology annotation, cellular component: extracellular exosome; cytoplasm. The transcript is spliced from 3 exons. Gene Ontology annotation, biological process: antimicrobial humoral immune response mediated by antimicrobial peptide; positive regulation of canonical NF-kappaB signal transduction; endothelial cell migration. Bases 231 to 533 code for a protein of 100 amino acids.